AUGACGUCGCAGUAUAAUUUCAAACGGAUAACCGUUGUUCCGACAGCAUCGGAAUUGAAAGAUGUCGUGCUGUCCAAGACACAACGGAAAACACCCACUGUGAUUCAUAGGCAGUACGCGAUCGGAAGAAUACGUGCUUUUUACGCUCGGAAAAUCAAAUUUCUUCAGCAAACUCUCCAUGACAAAUUAACGCAGAUCAUCAAUGAGUUUCCCAAAAUGGAGGAAGUUCACCCAUUUUAUUCCGACUUGAUGAACAUACUUUACGAUAGGGAUCACUACAAAAUUGCACUUGGACAAAUGAAUACUGCCAGGCAUCUUAUUGACGGAAUUGCUCGCGAAUACGUGCGUUUGAUGAAAUAUGGUGAUUCCCUUUAUCGGUGUAAAAUGCUGAAGAGAGCAGCCUUGGGUAGAAUGGUCAAGUUACUAAAGCGCCAGAAGUCGAGUUUCGAUUACCUCGAACAAGUUCGGCAGCAUCUUUCUCGUUUACCUUCCAUCGAUCCCGUUACAAGAACGUUAAUCCUAUGUGGUUUUCCAAAUGUGGGCAAAUCCUCCUUCAUUAAUCAAGUAACUCGAGCAGACGUUGAAGUUCAACCAUAUGCUUUCACAACAAAAGCUCUUUACGUCGGACAUCUUGACUACAAAUUUCUGCGGUGGCAGGUGAUUGACACACCCGGUAUACUGGAUCAAGCACUUGAAGAAAGGAAUACGAUCGAAAUGCAAGCGGUUACAGCUCUUGCACAUCUCAAAGCUGCUAUUCUUUUUGUUAUGGAUAUUUCAGAACAAUGUGAUAGGACCAUAGAAGAACAGGUUAACUUGUUCGAGUCAAUUCGGCCACUCUUCGCCAAUAAACCUGUGCUAAUUGGUCUAAAUAAGGUGGAUAUAGUACGUAGAGCUGAUAUUUCACCGCAGAAAGUAGCACAUCUAGAGAAGCUCGAAAAAGAAGGAAUACCUGUCAUAGAGAUGUCAACAGUAACUAAAGAAGGAAUCAUUACUCUGCGAGAUAAGGCAUGCGAUGCGUUAUUGGCUCAACGAGUGGAAACGAAAUUACAGUCGAAGAAAGCGUCAGUGGAAGAUACUGUUUUGAAUCGCAUUUUUGUGGCCUAUCCGACGCCAAGGGAUGACAAGGUCCGUGCUCCGUAUGUUCCCGAAACUGUUAGACAACGCAAGCAACGCAUGCAGACAGAUGAGCCUUUAGAAAGAGAUGAAAAUACAAGAAGACUGGAGCGUGAACUAGAGCUUGAGUUGGAAGACGAAUAUAUACUGGAUCUGAAAAAGCACUACAUGUUAAAGAAUCCCGAGGAGAAAUACGAUGUUAUCCCAGAGAUUUGGGAAGGUCACAAUUUGGCAGAUUUUGUAGAUGUGGAAAUUCAGAAGAAAUUGGCUGAUCUGCUUGCUGAGGAAGAGCUGCGAGAAAAAGCAGGCGAGUACGAUCCAGAUUUAGACAGUGAUGAUGAGGAAACGAAGGAGAAAUUAGAGCUAGCCAGACAAAUCCGUGAGAAAGAGAAGUUGCUCACAUUGGAAAACCAGAUCAACAAGAAGAAAGCGGGCAACCAAGUGUCGCGAUUGAAUGUUCGCAAACGUGAGAGAUCAAUGAGCCGCUUGGAGGAGCAAAUGGAAGAACUUGGUGUUGAGGUUGACGCAAAGCGAAUGAAAAAUCUGCAAGGACAGGCUCAGAAGCCACAAUUAGGCAAAAAGGUGAAGGUCGGCCGAUCACCAAGUUUGAGUGCGUCACGGCCGCCACCUAGAGAUGAGCUCGGUAUUUCUAACAAGGCUAAACGACUGAAGGCUGAGAAACUCCGCGCAAAGGCAAUGCAGCGUCUGAAGCGUGAAGCAAGAAAGGGAGAGGCUGACAGACAUGUGUACGAUUUGAAACCCAAACACUUGUUCAGCGGAAAGCGGAAAAUGGGAAAGACAGAUCGAAGAUAA
This is a messenger RNA of Haemonchus placei, 1926 nucleotides long. NCBI's taxonomy places the organism in Eukaryota, Metazoa, Nematoda, Chromadorea, Rhabditida, Trichostrongylidae. The record is from the annotation of a GenBank genome assembly.